AUGCACAUACGUUUCCUUGCAGCCGUGGCGCUGACAGCGUCGACGGCAAGCGCCCUGCUACGCUUCUCAUGCUCGCAGCUCGUGACUGACCACGAAUCUGUGCCCCUUAGCUUGGUCAAUCCUGGAAUGGCUCCAUCUCCACAUCUUCACCAAAUCGUCGGAGGCAAUGCAUUCAACGUCACGAUGGAUCCAGCAACACCACCUCCCUCUCAGGCGACAUGCACCACUUGCACCUUCGCCGACGACUUUUCCAAUUACUGGACAGCCAUCCUCUACUUCCGUGCUCGGAAUGGGUCGUUUAUUCGGGUGCCGCAAAAGCCAAAUAUGGGGUUUGAAGCUGCCAAUGGUGGCAUGACGGUCUAUUACACGCCCUUCUUCACUGGCCGUGGGGGGCCGGGCACCGUCACGGCUUUCAGACCUGGUUUCCGAAUGCUGAUCGGCAAACAAGAAUACCGCACCCGCGAAGAAGCCUCGAGAUUCCGACAACUUACAUACACAUGUCUGCAAAACAUUCUGACCCGCACUGGAGAGACGCUCGAUAUGCCCAAGCGGCCUUGCCCGGCAGGAAUCAUGUCAAAUGUCCGAUUUCCAACUUGCUGGGAUGGCAAGAAUCUCGACACGCCCGACCACAUGGCACAUGUUGCCUACCCUGCAUCUGGUACCUUCGAGAACAAUGGCCCAUGCCCGGCAUCUCACCCCGUCAAGAUUCCACAGCUCUUCUUUGAAGUUAUUUGGGACACAUCCAAGUUCAAUGCAAAGGACCUAUGGCCCGAAGAUGGCAGCCAGCCAUUUGUCUGGAGCCAGGGCGACGAGACUGGGUUCGGAAAUCACGGUGAUUAUGUUUUUGGCUGGAAAGACAAUGCUUUGCAAAUUGCCAUGGACUCCAAUUGCGAUAGGUGCCCACAGCUCAAGUCUCAGAGCUUAGCCACGGGAAACAAAUGCAUAGGCCCUCUCCAUGUGCGCGAGAAGAUUGAUGGCUGUAAGCUUCUACCUCUCUUCCAGUCCCAGAAUGACGUUGCACGGGCAAUGCUGACCAUGUCUGUAGGGUUGGAUGCUAUUCCUGGGCUGACGCCUGACCUCAAGUAUCGGAACUAA
Podospora anserina S mat+ is the source of this 1095-nucleotide messenger RNA. RefSeq lists its product as uncharacterized. Bases 1 to 1095 code for a protein of 364 amino acids. The transcript has 3 exons. NCBI's taxonomy places the organism in Eukaryota, Fungi, Ascomycota, Sordariomycetes, Sordariales, Podosporaceae. The record is from RefSeq and is a predicted model, not a curated record.